This is a messenger RNA of Adineta ricciae, 1632 nucleotides long. NCBI's taxonomy places the organism in Eukaryota, Metazoa, Rotifera, Eurotatoria, Adinetida, Adinetidae. The record is from the annotation of a GenBank genome assembly.
AUGCUAUUCAAUGACCUGCCUUCAGAAUUAUUGCUCGAACUCUUUUCUUAUCUUCAUCCAAUUGAUCUUUAUUUAUCAUUUCUGCCAUUGUUCAAUGUUCGUCUCUCAAAAUUGAUAACUCAAGCAGAUCUAUCUGUCGAUCUUACCUACAUAUCAGUUUCUAAUUUCUUACUUGUUUUAAGGCAUUGUUUAGCACGACAAAUUGUUUUUCUUCGUUUAACAAAUCAAUACUCACAUGGUUUACUGAUAUCCGAAUUCUUCGCAUCGAAGCAUUUUCAUUCGGAACACUUUGUCCGACUUCGCUCGCUACACUUAGAUGAUAUUAUCGGAAAUGAGAUCAAUCUUUUACCGCCAUGUCUCGAAAGACUCUCCGUAAAAUUUCAUAAAAAAGCUGAGCAUGCAGCGAAAUUCUAUCGACUUGCAUUGCAAUCAACAACAUUGCGGCAAUGCUAUCUUAUUGGCGGAUACGCAUUUGAUAGCAAAACAUGUUUUCCCAUUUCAUCGGGAACCAUUGAACGGCUUCAUAUGGCGAUCAAAAGCUUCCCACAAGACUUGUUUGUUGUAUUACAAGCUUUGCCAUCGUUAAUCAAACUGAAAACUCGGAUCUAUACUCAAUCAACGACAAGUCAGAUUCCUUCUGUCAUAUCAUCAUCACCCUUGAUACAUGUGAAUAUCGACUUGCAAGGUACUGGAAUUAAUUUAACUAUGCUGGAUUCACAGCUGCUUUCCCACCUUCCUCGAAUACAGUCAUUGAUCUGUCAAUCCUAUGAGAAAUCUCCGGAGAGCGUUCACAAUUUAUUGAAAUUAUCCACUCGACUUCGACGCAUUCAAUUCAUUCAGAAAGGUCUUUCGAUCAGUACGAAUAUCGACGAGUACGAACUUGGAAGCAAGAAUCUCGUUGUUGCUGUUCAGCAGACAACAAGCUCUCGGAAUUCACGACGAACGUUAACUUUACACACCAUUCCAUAUCCAGAUAAGGUCAUUCAUUUACCAUUUGAAUACUGGAAUACAACUCAUCACUGCCACAAUCACGCAAUCUAUGAUCGUGUUGAACGUGUUCGAAUAAAUCUCUCCGAAUCAUUCAAUCCUUGCAACUUUUCUACUUGCCAAAAUGUGAAACAUGUAACAUUAGUAUGUAACGAUGACAUCACCAAUGAUACUGUUUCUGCAGAUAUUGUCUCGUCAUUUGUUCGUCUCACUUCUGUUAGUCAUUUGAUCAUCAAUAGUCAAACAGCAAUGAUUGACCUCAGCUCCCUGACUUCUUUAACAUCUCUACAUUCACUUGACAUAACAUGGUCACAACUUCGUCCCUAUACGUUUCUGACCAAUAUCAAAUCGCUCUCACUUACCAGUGAAUGUGUGUCCUGGAGAGAAAUUCAACACCUAAUGAACAAUUUAAUACCGCAGUUAGAGCAUCUACGAAUGAACGUGACAACCAGCGAUGAAUGUCGAGAAAUUUUGAAUUUUUUAUUAGCCCCGAGUUCUACCAAUAGGUUAAUUUCAAUCAAAAUCUGUAUAUGUCAAACGUUGUCAGAUCAAAUUCAACACGACCUGGAACCGCUUCUUCUAUCUUCGCAAUGGACUGAAGUGAGAUGGAAGAUGGAUAAUUGGUAUCUUUAUAUUUGGAAAUAA